AUGGGCCAAAAACCUAGUAAACUGAAUAGUGAGGAGAUUUCCACUUUACGACAAGAAACCAAAUUCUCUACACGAGAGCUCCACCAGUGGUACAAGGGGUUCAAAAGAGACGUGCCGAACGGAGGGUUGACCAAGGAGGAGUUUAUCAAAAUACACAAACAAUUUUAUCCAUUUGGAGACCCCACUGAAUUUGCUGCAUAUGCGUUUGAGGCUUUUGAUAUAAAUGACAAACGAAAAAUCGAUUUUCAAGAUUUCAUCAAAGCCUUGAGCAUUGCAUCAAGGGGUAGUGUGGAGGAAAAGUUGAGGUGGGCCUUCAAGAUGUAUGACAGGGAUAAGGACGGAUACAUAUCUUACAGCGACCUACUAAUUGUGGUGAGAUCUGUAUACAAGAUGGUGGGGACCAAAGUUGUGAAGUUUGAAGAGAGUGAAGCGACGCCCGAAAUGAAGGCAGAUAAAAUAUGGGUAGGAUACCACAAGAAACUGAGUGACAGGGCAUUCGGUAAGAUCAGCAUACAGGAGUUCUCGGACAUUACCAAUGUGUCUUCGAAGGUCAUACAGUGGGUGAAUGUGUAUAAUGACUUGAUAUGA
This is a messenger RNA of Pichia membranifaciens NRRL Y-2026, 588 nucleotides long. RefSeq lists its product as hypothetical. Gene Ontology annotation, molecular function: calcium ion binding. The transcript has a single exon. The record is from RefSeq and is a predicted model, not a curated record. Gene Ontology annotation, cellular component: intracellular membrane-bounded organelle; membrane; cytosol. Lineage: Eukaryota; Fungi; Ascomycota; Pichiomycetes; Pichiales; Pichiaceae. Bases 1 to 588 code for a protein of 195 amino acids.